GGGCUUUAUAAGGCAGGCCUGGAGCAGCAUGCUGAGCAGAGCUGACCCAGCCGCCACAACAGCCAGCCAGCCACCAGCUCUGCAGACAAGAUGCCUCGACUGUGCGUGUGCAUGCUGAUCUUAGUGCUGGCUCUGGCUGCCUUCUCUGAAGCUUCUUGGAAGCCCCACUCCCAGCUACAGGAUGCAUCCUCUGAACCAGGGACCAACAGGGGCCUGGAACCACACCAGCUGGACCAGCUGGGCCCAGCCUCUCACCGAAGGCAGCUGGGACCACAGGGUCCUCAAUACUUCAUAACAGACCUGUCCAAGAAGCAGAAGCCAUGGAUGGAGGAAGAAGAAGAGGCAUAUGGAUGGAUGGACUUCGGCCGCCGCAGUGCAGAGGAAGGGGACCCUCGUAACUAGCAACAAUCAUCCAGAGCCUAACCAUCUCAGAGCCACGCCCAGCUCAGUCCUUGCAAAACAUAAAAAAAUAAACUAUC
Molecule: messenger RNA, 479 nt
Organism: Peromyscus leucopus (white-footed mouse)
Lineage: Eukaryota; Metazoa; Chordata; Mammalia; Rodentia; Cricetidae
Gene: Gast
Product: gastrin
Cellular component (GO): extracellular region
Molecular function (GO): hormone activity
Source: RefSeq, a predicted model, not a curated record